UUGAACGUGUGGGCACGGAAUUCCCGCUGCCGAUGGUUGCUGUUAAGCAUAAAACAAGAACUGUGAACUGUUAUAUAUUUAUCUUUGAGAAAUAAUAAACUUUGUGUUGUUUUCAAUUAUAUUAUCGGGUAUAACCUGUCCUAUUUACUAAUUCAAUUCACAAAAGCAAUAUUCAGUAUUAAGAUAAUUGUAGUUGAAAUACGUCACUUAUAUUUCAAUUUGCUGAUACUGAAACUGUUCAUAAUCAUCUUUGUGUUCUCCGUUUUAGAGUUGUACAUUUGACGACACUGAGGUGGUAUAUUUCUGUAACUAACUAGUAAGAACAUCGAAUGAAUGCUUGACUGAAGUUUCUGCAAUAAGUCUGUAGGAAGGUAUUCUUCAAUUGAUAACCAAUAUUGAAUGAAAUAUUGUUAAGUUUUAACGUAUCCAGCCUGUUUCUGCUGCUGCGAAAGCAUAACGAACAGUUUGUAACAAUUGCAAUUUAUUUUGUGUGAAUAUUAGAACCACGUGUGUUGGUAUAUAAUUUUUUUCGCAGACUUCGGACAAACUCGAUUAACUUCGUUGACAAUGGCGGUAGGGAAAGCGGAAUCUAGAAAUGGCCACGAGUUGGCACCACUGAACGCGCGAAACAAUGGAACUGCGGGACCCGGCGUUACGAUUGUUGUGACACCAUCGCCACAAGGAGGCGGAUCUCACAGGAAUAGCGUCGUCACGGGCGACAUCGACGUCGACGGAGAUCGGGCAGCAUGGAGCAACAAGAUGCAGUUCUUCCUGAGUAUCAUUGGAUAUUCAGUUGGACUGGGGAAUAUUUGGAGGUUUCCUUACCUUUGCCAGCAGAACGGGGGCGGAGCCUUCCUGAUUCCCUUUGCUGUGAUGUUGGUCCUGGAGGGAAUCCCCUUGUUCCUAGUGGAACUGGGGAUGGGGCAGAAGAUGCGGCUGGGCUCCUUGGGGGUCUGGAACACAAUCCAUCCCUGGCUCGGUGGCAUUGGCAUCGCCAGCUGCGUCGUCACCUUCUUUGUUGCUCUCUACUAUAACGUCAUCAUCACUUGGUGCUUCUACUACCUGUUCAACUCACUGCAGAAUCCAUUACCUUGGUCAUAUUGUCCAGAAAUAAAUGGAACAAUUGCGGCUGAGUGUGAAAAGUCAUCAGAAACCGCAUACUUUUGGUACCGUACAACACUGGAUGCAGCUCCAGAUAUUGACAACAAUGGUGGCCUCAAGUGGUGGAUUGUCAUAUUACUGUUCUUGGCCUGGAUAACUGUCUUCUUCAUUGUAAUGAAGGGCAUCCAGUCCUCUGGAAAGGUUGUAUACUUCACAUCAAUGUUCCCAUACCUUGUGCUCACCAUUUUCUUCAUUAAAGGGUUAACUUUGAAAGGAGCCAGUGCUGGACUUAUCCACAUGUAUACACCAAAAGUGGAAAAAUUACUGCAGCCUACAGUGUGGUUGGAUGCAGCUACACAGGUCUUCUAUUCAUUUGGACUGGCAUUUGGCUCUCUGAUAGCAUUUGGCAGCUACAAUCCACCGAAGAAUAACUGUGUUCGUGAUGUGAUACUUGUGUCCAUAGCAAAUGCUUUCACAGCUAUCUAUGCUAGCGUUGUCAUAUUUGCCAUUCUUGGAUUCAAGGCCAUGACAAACGUCGACAGAUGUAUACACAUGAACAAGGAAAUACUGGUUCAUUUACACAUGCUCAGUGACAUGAAUGCAACAACAGAGGAGUAUGACAUUGCAUAUGAGAGUGUGAACAACGUCACAUUUCAUUCUUCUGGCAUGAAAGUCUGUAGCCUGGAGGAGCAACUUGAUCAGGCAGCUGAAGGGACAGGCUUGGCAUUCAUUGUGUUCACUCAAGCCAUUGUGGAACUCCCAGGAGCCCCAUUCUGGGCUGUUAUAUUUUUCCUCAUGCUCCUGGCACUUGGUCUUGGCUCACAAAUUGGAAUUCUGGAGGGCAUGCUCUGCACAAUCUUUGAUAUCGACAUUUUCAAGAGGAUGCGCAAACAGUACAUCACAGGUGUGGUAUGUGUCACAUGUUUCUUCGUGGGCCUCAUAUUCUGUACAGGUGCAGGCGAAUACUGGCUCAAAUUAUUUGACUCUUUUGCUGGAACAAUUGGCCUUGUGUUGGUAGCCUUGCUGGAAACACUUGCAGUCAUGUAUGUCUAUGGUCAUAAGAAAUUUACACAAGAUAUAGAAGACAUGACAGGUUAUAGACCAGGAUUGUACUGGCAAAUCACAUGGAGGUUUCUUGGCCCUCUGCUCAUGACAGUUAUUCUAAUAUCAUCACUGGUAUUCAUGGUCAUUAAUAAGCCAGAAUAUCAUGCUUGGAAAGCUGAAGAAGGCAAAACUGAAAAGGAACCAUAUCCUGAUUGGGUGUUGGUGAUUGCUGGACUCAUGAUCACAGCAGGCGUUCUGCCAAUGCCUGUCGUGUUCAUACUGCGACGUUGCCAGUGCCUCAAAUUUGACCUUGACAUCCACCAGGGUGCCAUUCGACGCAUUGACACAACUGUAUCCACCAAGGAGAUGAUGGGAGACGUAGAUUUGGAGGAGUACCAUGAUUUGCCUCAAGAUGGAUCUGAUGAUUUCAACGAUGAGGAUGAAGACGAUACACCUGUGGCUGUACCCACGAAGAGGCUAGGUGGAAAGAGCUUCCACAUGCAAGUUAUGGAUGACUGAUCAAGUCCUACAUUAUUACAGGCUACAUUAAUAAUCCCUUAAAUUAAGGGAAAUGAAUCUGGUCUGAUACAAUAGAAAGACCAAAAGAAACUGAUUAGUAAGGCUGCUAUUGCAUAAGCCAGUGGACAUGUGUGACAUGCGUCACUCUUCUGAUUUAUGGUGUAUGACAAGCUCAGUAUAGGCCAGUCAUCUAGUGAAAACAAAGUGAAAACAAAAUGGCAGUGCACUAUUACAUCUGCAUUAACAUGAAUUACAAAAUUCCGUAAUUACAUUAGCAUUGCUAUACCACAAUGAAAGACAUUGCUCUUUGUGCUCACUGUAGUAGAGGCUAAAUAAAUAGGGUAUCAGGUUUAAUGCUCUAUGUAGAUGCACUAGUUGGAGAGUGACUUUGUGAGAGGCUAAGAAACAGAAGCUCUAGCAUCUGAUGUGAAGGAUGGUGUCUGGAAUACAAAUGAUCUAGUGUCAUAAGUAUACAUAAGCAGUUGAUGUAGGCCUGCGUGACAUAUUUAUUAGACAUAUUGCCAAACUCAGUUAAAAUUAGACAUACUCCACUGUAGGAAAUCCUGUUAGUGUUUCUUAACUGUUUGACACAGCUCACAUUCGCUACCCCUGCUGCAGGAGGAUCAGUCUUUGCAUGCGACCUCAUUGAGUGAAGGAAGCUAUGUAUAUCUAGAAUUCUGAAGUAGUUCCUUUGUAACUGGCAGUUAAAUCAACAGCCUCCACUUCCUAUCUUCUCUCUGACACUAGGUCAUUCAGAUGCUGGGAAUCCCAUAAAGCAGAAGUUUUCAGCGGAAGUACAGAAUGCAACACUGUCUGCUGAAAUGUCAGCCAUUCCCUGAGAAAAAUAUUACAUAAAUUUUACAUAUCAUAAUAUGAUGCCAUAUAAGUUGGGAAGUUGUCCUGAGUGCAGACCUUCUCGUGGUCCACCAUGGUACCAUAAAAGGUUAAGAGGAAACUCGAACUCAUACAAAUGACAGGGACGAUGUUGUUGCAAUCCAGAUGGCAGAAGCCAAUGUAUUAAUGAUUUACAUAGAACAAUCUGAAGUCUAUUAUGGUCCAAUAUAAUUUACUUGCAGCUUUAUAUGUUACCCUGUGAUUGCUCAUGUCUCAUGUUUCGUAGGCCAAGCAUUGGAUUUCUACAAUACUGUUAUAAUAACCAGAGCCAUGGCAUUCAGCCCUGUAGAAACAGAUUUCAAUUUCCCUAUCCAGGGUUUAAACACAAAUAUUAUGUUUUUGAUCAUUAUCCAUCAUCUUGUCUUUAUCUAAAAACUGUCCUGUUUAUUU
Cryptotermes secundus is the source of this 3948-nucleotide messenger RNA. RefSeq names its product sodium-dependent neutral amino acid transporter B(0)AT3. The coding region runs from base 568 to 2664 and encodes 698 amino acids. The record is from RefSeq and is a predicted model, not a curated record. Gene Ontology annotation, biological process: sodium ion transmembrane transport. The transcript is spliced from 11 exons. Gene Ontology annotation, cellular component: membrane. NCBI's taxonomy places the organism in Eukaryota, Metazoa, Arthropoda, Insecta, Blattodea, Kalotermitidae.